Rotaria sordida is the source of this 1007-nucleotide messenger RNA. Lineage: Eukaryota; Metazoa; Rotifera; Eurotatoria; Philodinida; Philodinidae. The record is from the annotation of a GenBank genome assembly.
GGGGGGAGGGGUAAAUCAAGAAAAUGCUAAUUUUUUUCGCAAACUCAAAGUGAAAAUUUUUUUGAUAAUAGUCCAUCAUUUUGUUCCAACAUCAACUUCCAUAAGUUUCAUCUGGAUCCCAUACUCGAAAGUCGAGAUUAAGCAUACUGAAAAAUCCUGGUUGCGCCACCGUCUAUAUUAUUCUUUUUAGUUUCAGUCAAUCAUCCGAAAUAUCGUAAGUUUUGUUACAACAUUUGUUUAAAUGAAAAUUAAUUUUAUUUGCAUGUUUUAGGUCACUGUUCUUAGCAGGAGGUAAGUGAUAUUAAAAUAUUUUUUUAUCGCAUUAGAAAAAUAUUUUAUUUAAUCUAUUUAUUUUCGAAUCAAUCAAUAUGUAGCUGGUAUGUUUUGUUAAAAUAUCUGUUUAUAUGAAAACUAUUUGUUUUUUAUGUGUUAGGUCAAUUUUGUUAGUAGAAAGUUAUUAAUACUGAACUAUUUCCUACAACCAUAGAUACAUAUUCUUUUUCAUUAUUUUUAGUUUUCAAACGAAUCAAUAUGAACAUGGUAACUGUUCUUCCAAUAUCUGCCCCAAUGAAAAGUAAUUUUUUUUCUGUUUUAGAUCACUGUUCUGAGAGGAAAGUAAGUCAUAUUGAAUUAUUUCUGUGAGCGUAUAUUAAUAUCUUUCUAUUCUUUUUAAUUUCAGUCAAUCGUCAUAAACAUUGUAAAUUGUGUUACAAUAUUUGUUUAAAUGAAAAUGAAUUUUUUUAAUGUUUAAGAUGAAUGUUCUUCGUUGAAAGUAACUGAUGUUGAACUUUUUCUUAUAAGUAUGCAUAAAUAUUUUUUUUUAUUGUUUUUAGUUUCAAGUCAAACAGUAUAAACAGCAUAAGUGGUAUUCCAAUAUCUGCUUGAAUUAAAACUCUUUGUUUUUGGAUCAAUGUUGUUUGUAGAAAGUAAGUGAUAUUUGACCGUUUCUUACGACCAUUGGGAAAUAUUCUAUUUUAUUCUUUUUAGUAUCAAAUCAACCACGAUGA